AUGGCGGCCGCUCGCUAUCCCUCCGAUGUUUACGGACAAGAAACCAACUACUCAAACCCGUUCAUGUCGUUCACCAAUGUGGAGGACAACUGGCAAGGUGCUGUGGAAACGUAUGAACGCAAGGCUGAGAGAAAAUGCGAUCAUUAUAACCCAUUUCUGUGUGAUGAAAGCUGCGCUAACACACUUGCUAAUGGAGAAGAUCUGUUCGCGCCGUUCGACAGCCCCGCUCGUUAUGCGCCCACAAAUCCCUUUUUCGGGGCCAACAGUCAAAGCCACGGCUCCGUGGAAAGGCCAGAUAUUAAAAUUGUUCCGUAUCCCGCUCCUGUCAUGCCAUUAAAGGGGCAUUAUGAAGUCACAAACCCCUUUGCCACUGCUCACAUGGGAAGUUUUGUACAUAGCACACCAGCUACAUCCAAACCUGCAGCCAGUACGCUUCCCAUGCCCUAUGACUUGAUUAAUCCAGACGUGACUGUUAAACAUGGACAUUUCCCAGUGCCCGGUCUCUCAUCUCCAACACGUAAGAGCCGCUCUAUGCCCCGCGCUGCGUCGGACAGUGAUGAGGACUACAACCCCAAAGAGAGAGUCCCCACUCUACGUCCCGGCCAGUACGACGGCAGUACACCCUGGAGAGAGUUUCUGCACAGGUUCGAGAGCUGCGCAGAGGCAAAUCACUGGUCAGCCAAGACAAUGGCAAUUCAGCUGAAAUUCUGCCUCACCGGAGCUGCAGGUGCCAUCGUCCACAGGAACCAUCGUUCCUCCAGGUGGGACUACCGCCGCCUGCUGGAGGAACUCGAAACUGCUUACGGCCCUUCUUCAGAUCAUGCAGCGGCUGUAGCAGUGGAGCUGAGACAAAGAGUGCGUAAAGCUGGUGAGGCGCUUCAUGUGUUCAGGGAUGACAUUUAUGGGAAAGUAGCUGUAGCUUAUGGUGAUUGGUCAGAGAAGGAGCAAGACGCUAUAGCUGUAGAAGUUUUCACAAACGGCCUGGGCGAGGCGGAGCUAGUCCAAAGACUGUUAGAAAAACGUCCAGCUACACUAGCCAAAGCUUAUGAGAUAGCCCACCGUCAUGACACCACCAAGAGAGCUGCUUCCUAUGUCACCAGCAUCAUGCAGCCGGGAGCCCGCAACCUCACUGAACGCAGGCCCCGGGCCGCUGUUGUCAGAGAAAGCGAAAACAAUGAGACUGUAACUACACCUGCAGCUAGCCCAUCACCCGAUCGCUUAGUCCCACACACAUUUGGAAAAACACAGAAGCAGCACCAGAACUUUAGGAAGGGUGACAUCCGCUGCCAUAACUGUAAUGGUUGGGGUCACAAACAGAGCCAGUGCUCGUCCCCUAAAAGAAAUACAAAGACUUUCACUCCGGGCACCGCCAAAGAAAGGCCGCAGACCACUGUGCUCCACCUUAAGGGCCAGAAUCGUGAAAUGAACAUUCACAUGCGCAUAUUUGAGCUGGAGUUGUGUGCAGUCCUGGACAGUGGAGCGCGGAGGAGCGUGCUGCCCCUUCAUCAAUACAACGCCAUUCACCGAGACAUGAGACCUCCGCUUCGCCCAUCCAUUGUAGAGACUCUGCUCGGGGUGGGACCAGGAGACGUGCCAGUUUUUGGUGAGGCCAAAGUACCUGUCAGCAUUAACAACCGUCAAGUUGAAGUGGACUUCCUUGUAGCGGACAUAGAGGGCAAUGAAGUACUGCUUGGCCACCCUUUCCUCACUCAAGCUGAGGCCCGCCUUGAUUUCGGUAAGCACCGCAUAGUUCUGUUUGGAGAAGAAGUGCCCUACUUUCACCCAGAGACUGUUCCAAAGUCACACGCUGUGAGAGUAUCCAGAACUGUAGUGGUUGAACCGGGACAAGAGUACCUAGUCAAGGGCAAGGUGCAUUUUAGCACAGAAGCUCAGGGGGACAUGAUGCUUAGCCCCACAAAAGGCUUUGUUGAAAAGCACAAAGUACUCAUUGCCAGAGCCCUAGUCAACGCACAGCCCGCCAACAUCGUCCCAUUACGUCUCUUCAACCCGGGCAACAAAGCUGUCACCAUUAAAGAAGGUGCCAUUGCAGGCCUCCUCCAACCAGCUGAAGCUCUGUCCUCGUCCAGUGUCCCCACAGCGGCAGACUUUCCAACCAGCUCCCCUGCAGUCCCAGGGAACCUCUAG
Knipowitschia caucasica is the source of this 2145-nucleotide messenger RNA. NCBI's taxonomy places the organism in Eukaryota, Metazoa, Chordata, Actinopteri, Gobiiformes, Gobiidae. The record is from the annotation of a GenBank genome assembly.